This is a messenger RNA of Caenorhabditis remanei, 936 nucleotides long. RefSeq lists its product as uncharacterized. Bases 1 to 936 code for a protein of 311 amino acids. The record is from RefSeq and is a predicted model, not a curated record. Gene Ontology annotation, biological process: embryo development. The transcript is spliced from 3 exons. Lineage: Eukaryota; Metazoa; Nematoda; Chromadorea; Rhabditida; Rhabditidae.
AUGAUGCAACUACUAACUCGUUGUUGUGUUCCGUUGAAUACCAGAACCAGAUGGAUUCAGGAUGAAAUCGUAGAGGGAGACAAUUUGAUUAAGAUCAUUCAACUGGCCAAACACUCCCAGAAAACCAAGAAAUUCGUCAAGGAACGCCAUUGGGAUUUUAUAGCUAUUGAAGCAAACCAACGCGACCGUUACAUCUGUGACUAUCUCGUCUACAACCCGUCCGGUGGCACUCGUCAACUCAUUCUCUACCUCAUGAAUCUUUUCUCCAUCCCCCAUCUGGAAGCCAUCAAAUUCAUGGAUCCUCAACGAGAUAUUCGAGAUUUCUGCAACUUCAACGGAAUCUACAAGGCUUCUCGAGUCUUUAUCGGGAAGGAAAAUAUGACAAAAGCAGAAUUGGAUUAUAUUAAAGACACAUUUACCUAUAUCGAUUUGAUGUGUUUUCAUACGGAACCGCCGAAAGCUUAUGAGCUAUGGCCGAUGAAUUAUCGAUUGGUUUCUUUGGCUAACAAGGUGAAGUUGUCGUGGCGUCACUUAAAAGAAAUGGGAUGCCAGAAUCUCGAUCUCCGUCGUGCAAACCUAUCCGGUAUGGAGCUCCAUAAUUAUAUCAGGUACUGGAUAGCCACCGACGAGCCGAGUAACUUGGAAUCUAUAUUUAUCCGGAAAUUCGCUCGAUAUCAACACCGUCAUGUACUCAAAGGUCUCCCUGUAUUCCCAUGGAACCCUAACUCGAGAUCUAGAUUCUUCAAGUUCUUCCUGGAUUUCUCUUGGGAUUGCUCCAAGGGAUUUGAUAUAAUCCGUCGGGAUGGACUACUUGCAACAAUUGGAUGUAUGGAGAAUCAUUGUGUAUUCCUUGUGUGGAAGGAGAGAUUUCAUGAGAUUCCGGAGAAUUAUGAAUGUUAUGAGGCGUGGACAGUGAAGUCGUUUUCGAUGUAUUGA